CAGUGAGGUUGUAUCAAAAUGAUUCUGGAAGUGCCUUUAGUAGUAGAUAGAAGCUUUGCCAUUGGUAGAUAGUAAACAUAUUGUGGAUUAGUGUACGUAUUGGUGGGAUUGGUGGUAGAGAAGCCUAGUAGUGAUACUUGUAGUAGUCUAGUGUUGGCGUGGUUGCUAUGUUCCAAACGUCAAAUGUCAUAUAAGAUGGGAGGGAGCCAACAUUCAGCUAUCAGCUUUCGCCGAGAGUGGAUAGAGAAUAGCGUAAAAAGACUCUGGUUAUUACAGCUAUUGUUGUAAAUCUGUUACCUUUGAAGGUUAGCAAUGUCGGAGUUAGAAAAAAUUAGCAUAACACUGGGGAAGUUCAACCAGUCACACGUUUUACAAUUUUGGGACGAAUUAACGGAGGAACAAAAAACAAUAUUGUGUUGUGAUAUUAAAGAAGUGAACGUGGCAGAAGUAUGUUCAUACUUCCAAAAGGCUAUGGAGACUUUGAACGAGGAUCAGUCGAAGUUGGAUGAUCGUAUGGAACCAGUACCGCCAGAAUUAUACGGUGGAGUUGUCAGAUCGUCACCUGACGAACUGAAGUCUUACGAAGCCGAAGGUUUACAGCAAAUCUCAGAAGGAAACGUAGGUGUUCUCCUUAUGGCAGGAGGCCAGGGUACCAGACUGGGAGUGUUAUAUCCGAAAGGUAUGUAUGAUGUGGGCCUUCCUUCACACAAACCAUUAUUUCAGCUGCAGGCAGAGAGGAUUAGGAAGUUGGAAGACCUGGCUUACGACAGAACAGGUAAACGUAGCAGUAUUACAUGGUACAUCAUGACAAGUGAAGCCACAAUGGAUGCAACAGAAGAAUUUUUUAAGGAACAUAACUUUUUUGGUCUUAAUAAGAAUAAUAUUGUUAUGUUUGAACAAGGUUUGCUUCCUUGUUUUACAUUUGAUGGCAGAAUUAUCAUGGAUGAAAAAUGGAAAAUAGCAAGAGCCCCAGAUGGCAAUGGAGGAAUUUAUAGAGCAUUGCGAGACAAGAACAUUUUGGAUGAUAUGGAAAACAGAGGCAUAAAGUUUCUCCAUGCACAUGCUGUAGAUAACAUUCUUGUUAAAGUAGCAGAUCCUGUGUUUGUUGGCUACUGUGUAAAAAAGAAUGCAGAAUGUGGAGCAAAAGUAGUUGACAAGGCAUCACCACAAGAAGCAGUAGGUGUCAUAUGUAAAGUAGAUGGACAGUACCAGGUUGUAGAGUAUAGUGAGAUAACAUCAAAGACUGCAGAGAAGUGUAAUAGUGAUGGAAAACUAACUUUCAGUGCUGGCAAUAUCUGCAAUCAUUUCUUCACUACAGAAUUUCUUCGCAAAAUUGCAGACAAAGUUGAAAGCAACCUCCAGCUUCAUGUAGCUAAGAAGAAGAUUCCAUAUGUUGAUGUCAAUGGCCAGCGACACAAGCCUGAAAGACCAAAUGGGAUAAAGAUGGAGAAAUUUGUGUUUGAUGUUUUUCCAUAUGCAGAUCGAUUUGUGAUAUGGGAAGUAAAACGGGAAGAGGAAUUUAGCCCACUUAAGAAUGCAGAUACUGCAGAAAAAGAAAGUCCCACAACAUGCCGUAAAGACAUAUUUUCCUUGCAUCGCUCUUACAUUCAAGAUGCAGGUGGCUUUGUUGAAACUAAUGGGAUGGCUGUCAUUUGUGAGAUUUCACCUCUGGUAUCGUAUGCAGGAGAAGGGCUUGACAAACUUGUGUCAAAAAAGAAAUUCAAAUCGCCAGUUCUAUUAAGAAGCGCUCAGGAGGAAACUGCUUGUUCAAAUGGUUGUACAAAAUAACAGUGCAAUGGCAUUAAUCAAAGUGUAUAUACAUUUUGAUGGUGUACAUUCAGUUCCUACAGAAACUCUUUCAGUUUGAGGUUUCUUGGAGAAGAAAUAAGCUGCUAGCACAAAGAAUAUCUCUCCUAAGUGCUUUUAUUUGUUUCAAAUAGUGAACAGAUAUUGGUAUUUAAUUUCCUGAUAGUGGGUGUCUGUAGGUAAUUGAGUUGCUUUGAGGAAAUAUUAGAAUAUGCUUGACCUCUACUUUAUUUUUUUUUAAUUCUAACUUCCAAGGCUGACUUUCUCAGACAGCGAAAUAGCAAAAGUGAAAGUUGAUUGUACAGUUAUAACAGUACAGUCUGUUGCAUAAUCAGUAAGGUGCCUCAGUUCCUCAUGUAUAGGUGCAGCAUAAACAAGGAAGUGAACCAGUCGCUGCAAGCUAUUCGGCUGGGAUUUUAUUCACCACAGAAAUGCUUUUAAUAUGAAUUUGAUGUAAUGGUACUAAUAGUUCCAGAAAAUGUUUACUAGAACAUAAUUGCUCAUGUAGUAUUAUUUUUAUAUGAAAUAUAUACAGAAGACUUAUGUACUCUACAUGUGAUUAUUGAAACUUAAAAGUAUUUUAAGUGGGAGUAUAUAUUUUUACACCUUUAUAAUGUAAGUAUUUGCAAGGUUUUUGUAAAUAAUUGGGGCUUUUAUACUUUAUGAUUAAUUUAAAUAUGUUAUUUUUUAAUUAAAGUUUAUUUAAAAAGUAAAUAUGUAUUUCCUGUGGCAGUUGUGUUUUUACCACCGUCAGACACUUUUGUAAGCAAAUGUACAAACUAUUCUGUAUGCUUGUUAGGUAUUAGUUUUAAUGGUUUUGUCUAAUUUAUCUUUCAUAAAAUAUAAUAUAAUAUGUCAUGACAUGGUACAUAUAAUAUGUAUAAUUUCCUUGGGUAUAGGUACAUGUACAUAUGCAAUUUAUGGAGGUUUAAAUAUAUUUUGUACAGUAGGCCAUGUACUUAAUUUGUGUUACAGGAUAUUGUAUUUUGGGUGUUUGGUGAACUUUAUUUUUAAAAUUUGAAGAUAGUUUAUGUAAUACUUUUAUGGUUUGUAUCUUUUAAAUUAUGCUUUUAAUAAAUGUGUAAUGAUGUGAA
Messenger RNA from Zootermopsis nevadensis, 2900 nucleotides. RefSeq names its product UDP-N-acetylglucosamine pyrophosphorylase mmy (gene mmy). The record is from RefSeq and is a predicted model, not a curated record. Gene Ontology annotation, biological process: UDP-N-acetylglucosamine biosynthetic process. NCBI's taxonomy places the organism in Eukaryota, Metazoa, Arthropoda, Insecta, Blattodea, Termopsidae. Gene Ontology annotation, molecular function: UDP-N-acetylglucosamine diphosphorylase activity.